UGACUUCAUGCCUUUGUCUUCUUCCUUCCAUUGUUCAAAUCCCGGACUGUAGAAAGGCAAAUAUUUCCAGAAGAGAAGAGAAGAAAUGAAGGCAGCUGGGCUCAUCUCCUUCACCGCAACUACUAUCGCUAUUCCCCACUCCUCGCAUUCGCCAUCAUCUAAUUCACUCUCCCCUCAUCACUUCUCCAGGCUUUUUAAGGCUUCUAAUGUUCUGCCUCUGAAGUCAUACACCAAUUACUGGAUUUGUGCACCCUAUGUUUUCAAGGAGAGAGGUGCGUUGAUUGCUAAUGCAGGUUAUGAUGCUGAUGGCAUGGACACUGACAAUCCCGAGCCUCCCUCAGAAGGCGAAGAGGAAAGUUUGCCCUUUGAGAACGAUACAUUGGAGCCCAAGCUUCAGCUGAAGCUUGAGCAAAAGAUGAGGAUGAGGGUGGCAAAGAAAAUUAGACUGAGAAGGAAGAAGCUCGAUAGGAAGCGCCGCUUAAGGAAGAAGGGGAGAUGGCCUCCUUCAAAGUUGAAGAAGAACAAGAAUGUGUAGCUUGUUACAACAUUUCAUGCCUGAAUGUUUAACUUCCUUGUACCCCUUGUGAUCUUAAAAUCUUUUCUUGAGCCUAUUGUAUAUUCAAAAGCUAGGGAACUUCUUAACAAUUUCUUCUUGAUGUACUGAUGCUCUAAACUCUUCCUAGAGUUUAUGCUUGGAAUAUUAGAAUAUAGCUAGUAAUUCACCUGUGCAAUACAAAGAAUAAAUUUCCAUCA
Molecule: messenger RNA, 753 nt
Organism: Ipomoea triloba (trilobed morning glory)
Lineage: Eukaryota; Viridiplantae; Streptophyta; Magnoliopsida; Solanales; Convolvulaceae
Product: 50S ribosomal protein 5 alpha, chloroplastic-like
Exons: 2
Coding region: 86-535 (149 amino acids)
Source: RefSeq, a predicted model, not a curated record